This is a messenger RNA of Arachis stenosperma, 1265 nucleotides long. RefSeq lists its product as uncharacterized. Lineage: Eukaryota; Viridiplantae; Streptophyta; Magnoliopsida; Fabales; Fabaceae. Bases 237 to 1265 code for a protein of 342 amino acids. The transcript has 3 exons. The record is from RefSeq and is a predicted model, not a curated record.
AAGAAGGAAGCUCCAUCUUACUCUUCUUCUCACAACUUUUCUUUCGAGUAAUUUAUCAAACACUAGUAGUGCAUUGUUGAUGGCUCAAGAGUUGGACUUGGAGCUUCAGAGAUGCACUGAUUCGAAGGAAGGUUCACCCUUCUUAUACCCUCUUGUUGGACUAAGGAAACCGAGAAAGAAGAAAAAGUAGGAAACCAAGAAAGAAGAAGAAGGAGGAGAAGAAGAAGAGAAGAAGAAUGAGUGACGAGCAAUCAGAUUCUGCAAUGAUGAAUCCAUGGGAUAUCAGAGACCCGUGUGAUAUGAUAGACUUUGAUGCCGACGAUGAAGUACCGCAGUUUCAGUUUGAGUGUCCGCCUCUGCCUGAGCCCGUCUGGAAUGGGGACGAAAAGAUUGUUGCCGCCAAUGUAGGUGAGCCGUGUGCCAUGGACGUGAGUGGUAAUGAACCACCUCAGCCGGUUAUUGAUGAGUGUUUGACAGAGCACUAUUGGGGAAGCCCAUUAUCUGAUUAUCAACCACUUCAGUCUCAGCCUGAGCCAUGUGCCAUGGACGUGAGUGGUAAUCAACCACCUCAGCCAGUUAUUGAUGAGUGUUUCCCGGAAGUUAUGAAGAGGACAGAGCACUAUUGGGGAAGCCCAUUAUCUGGUUCUCAACCACUUCAGUCUCAGUCUCAGUCUCAGUCACGUGCCAUUGACGUGUGUGGUAAUCAACCACUUCAGUCUCAAUCUCAGACGGAUAUAGUAAGGACGCUGACGGAUGAGUUUUUCGCUGACACCUGUGGUUAUCCACUACCUCAGUCUCAGCCUCAGCCUCAGACUCAGUGGGAUACCAGUAGGAACAUGUUAGAGCUGAUUCCCGAUGUCGGUAGUCAUCAACCACUUCAACCUCAAUCUCCGGUCUGGACUUGGGAGGAGAACAAAGCAUUUGAGUCAAUUAUUACCAGUUGUUUUCAGGAUGAUAUCCAGAACCGCUGGGAGGACGUGGCUGCUCGUCUCCCCGGCAGGACCCCGACACAGCUGCAAGAACGCUUUCAGAAGCUGAUGAACGACAUCAAUAACAUGACCAUCAUGAUGGAACACAACCCUCUCUCCAUCCCUAUCAAUGCAACAACACCACCACCACCAUCACACCCUUAUUCCACUCAUCAUCAUCACAGGGAGGAGCUCGUGCCAACUGCAGAGGAGGAAGUAGUGCCAACUGCACAAGAGGAGGCAGCACCAACAAAGACAGGAUAUCAUUGGACUGAAGAUGAACAUAGGUAUUUAUAA